Phanerochaete carnosa HHB-10118-sp is the source of this 1534-nucleotide messenger RNA. RefSeq lists its product as uncharacterized. Gene Ontology annotation, cellular component: peroxisomal membrane. The record is from RefSeq and is a predicted model, not a curated record. Gene Ontology annotation, biological process: peroxisome organization. The transcript is spliced from 6 exons. NCBI's taxonomy places the organism in Eukaryota, Fungi, Basidiomycota, Agaricomycetes, Polyporales, Phanerochaetaceae. The coding region runs from base 97 to 1200 and encodes 367 amino acids.
CCCGCUCUGUCCAAACCGUCGUGCCUGUUGUGGUGGCCUUUCCGCUCGUCUGUCCUUCUCCUUCACGUCCCUCUUGACCUUAGUCUCCGUUUCUGCAUGUCGUCUGCUCUCGCUCAUUACGAGUCUUUUCUGGUCAACAAUGUCUCUGUCAUCUCAACUCUAGAGUCCUCUCUCCGCUCUAUUACUUGGAUCCUACCCGGAAGGUUCAAGGAUGCUGAGUUGGCCUCAGAAGCGCUUUCCGCGCUGUUGAACGUGACCAGUCUCUACCAUGAUACCCUUCUUUCAAAAGUGGUCAAGUCUGACCCUAAGCUGCGACAGUUUGUUUCGCCCUCACUACAUGCGCGGUACACUCGAGCAUGGUGUGAGAGGGAUAGGGGAUACAAAUGGGCUGCGCGGGCACUCGAACUCAUCAAGUUUGUGCAAUUGUUGAUUGAGAUGGGUCUCCGGAGAAGGGUGUCCUCCCAAGCGCGGUGGAGAGGCAUAGUGCUCAUCGAAAUUAUCAAAGCAGCCCUCCGCUUCACGCUAUUGCGCACCACACGCCGGCCAUUGCUCUCACCUUCCGUCCCAGAACGGGAUUUCGACCCGUCUGUGCUACCAGACAAUCUCUCAGAAGCAUCUUCCCCUACUCUUGCGCCCUCGUCCCCACCUCAAUCCGUAUCCUCAACUCCCGACCACCUCAGGAACAAUCGCGUCCCUCUUCCACCACAUCCUUUGAUCGUCCAGCCUCCGCCCCCGACCUCGCAGGACCCAGUCGAUGGGUAUCUCCUGUCUAAAGCACUCUUACCGACCUCUGUCAAAGCGCCGACAGCGCUCCUCAAACGACUUGCUGGACCCAAGGACUGGCUUGCGGAGACAGUGUAUAUCUUGCGGCCACUCAUCUAUGCUAUCAUGUUGGCUAACGACUCCGGUCGCAAUGCUAAACGGCCAUUGAUUACUGCCCUUGCCCUCGAGUUCAUCGCGAGGCAGCUUCGGCGCACGCCUGGUUCUACAGCCACACUGGAGCGCUCCGAGUACUCGAGGAGAGACGCUGAUAUAGUGUGGUACCUAUUGCGCGGCUCAAUCUGGGAAACCUGGACCCGGCCUAAGUUGGACGCAUUCGCCGAAAGGACGGCCAAUAUGCCUGUUCUCAGUGUUAUGAGCGCGUUUGUAAAGGACUGGAUUCCGCUGAUCAAUGAGUACCACUAUUACACUGCCCCUUAGUUAUUGUGCUUUCUCGUUGUUGUCUUACGCUAUGUAUACGUGCUUUUAUUUUGUAAUCUUGCAAUCAGUGAUUGAUGGGUUGUAUCGGAAACUACUGCAGCUGCGAACGGGACGUUCAAGACUUCGCUUUUGCCAAUAGGGGAUAUCAACUGCUACGGAGACCCUCCUCUACGCACCCAUUACGCGCAACUUGGGCGACAGUCGAUAAAGUUCAGCUAACCCUGAGGAAUACGGACCAAGCCGCCUUCGGGUGGUAGAAUGGCAAAAGGACGUGUGCAGCCGCGAGGAGGGGAAGAAGAUUUUAAUAUCUUCCCAAAUAGUCAUUGAAGCCAAU